Sebastes umbrosus (honeycomb rockfish) is the source of this 6170-nucleotide messenger RNA. RefSeq names its product transcription factor SOX-13-like. Bases 62 to 2002 code for a protein of 646 amino acids. The record is from RefSeq and is a predicted model, not a curated record. NCBI's taxonomy places the organism in Eukaryota, Metazoa, Chordata, Actinopteri, Perciformes, Sebastidae. The transcript has 15 exons. Gene Ontology annotation, molecular function: DNA-binding transcription factor activity, RNA polymerase II-specific; RNA polymerase II cis-regulatory region sequence-specific DNA binding. Gene Ontology annotation, biological process: cell fate commitment; regulation of transcription by RNA polymerase II. Gene Ontology annotation, cellular component: nucleus.
UCUCAAGAGACACCUAGAGACACACACAACCCUGCAAACGUCUACACACACAGCUUCAAGAAUGGUUGAGCCCAGCCCUCCAGCACUGCACCUCCUGUCUGCCGGGGAUGCCGGCAUGGCGUGCGUUGGUGUCAAAGUAGAGCAGGAAGAGUCCGGAGUCAUUACCAACGCUGAGCCUUCCAAGAGGUGUCCCUCGCGCGAUUGGUCAGGGAAUCAUCCACUGGAGGCUCGCCAGUUGACCCCACCGCUCUCCCGCUCCCCUUCGGAGGGCUCUCCAGGUAAGGAGCUGUCUCACAGGCAAAGCCCCAUGGGCCUGAAGGACGCCAGGACACACGACAGACUGGAAGGACAAUCCAGCUUCAAAGAAGUAAUGCCUACCAUUGAGAAGCUGCUGAAUGCUGACUGGAAGGAGAAACUUCUGGAUAAAAGCACAGUGGGGGCAGGACAACUGAAAGGUACCCCCGAGGCUCUGGCUGAGAAGGAGCUCCAGCUGCUGAUGAUGAUCAACCAGCUGAGCGGUCUGAGGGAGCAGCUGCUGGGAGCUCACUCCGAGCAGAGGAACAUGGCCGCCCUGCUGCUGGAGAAACAGCAGCAGCAGAUGGAGCUGGCCCGACAACAGCAGGAACAGAUCGCCAAGCAGCAGCAGCAGCUCAUCCAGCAGCAGCACAAGAUCAACCUGCUGCAGCAGCAGAUCCAGCAGGUGAACAUGCCCUACGUGAUGAUCCCGGCUUUCCACCCCAGCACCCAGUCCCUCUCGGUCUCCUCUGAAUCCCAGAUGACCCAGAUGACCUUACCGCUACAACCGAUACCCUGCAAACCAGCCGUGGACUAUCCCAUGCAGCUGCUGCCGAACCCUCACCCCGCCCCCAUCAAGAGGAGCAGCUCCUACCGACAGGAAGCCAGUCAGCCCUUGAACCUGACCUCCAAGCCAAAGGGGCUGGAGCUGGGGAAAACACCCAGUCCGCAGAGCAUGGAGCUGGGAUCGCUGUACAGGUCCAGAGACCUCCAGAGAGAAGUGAACCACAGCCCGCCACGAUCGGCCCUCAGUUUCCUCGGAGAUGGCGACGUGGUCACCCAGGCCAUCCACGAUGCCCAGCAGCUCCUGAGGGGCCACGGCGCCGGAGGGCGAGAGAGGGAACGGGAGAGAGAGAGAGACGGCGGCAGGAAGAUGGAGUAUAAAGAUUCUCCGCGCAGCGAGAGAAUUUCUCAUGCCGAGCGCGGCGAGGACCACCUCAGCAGUGACUCUGAGGGUAGGUGUCCCCGGAGGAGCCUGCUUAUUCAUAAUGAAUGGCCUUCGUCAUUGAUGUUUGCCAAAAUGGGUGCCCUGCCCGUCUCCAACCCGGGCAGCUACGUUGAGACCCGGCCCCCUCCCUCCUCGGGCCACAUCAAGAGACCCAUGAACGCCUUCAUGGUGUGGGCCAAAGACGAGCGCCGCAGGAUCCUGCAGGCCUUCCCCGACAUGCACAACUCCUCCAUCAGCAAGAUCUUGGGCUCCAGGUGGAAGGGCAUGUCCAACCAGGAGAAGCAGCCAUACUACGAAGAGCAGGCGAGGCUGAGCAGGCAGCAUCUGGAGCGCUACCCAGACUACAAGUACAAACCGCGGCCCAAACGGACCUGCAUUGUGGAGGGACGAAGGCUGAGGGUGGGCGAGUACAAGGCCAUGAUGAAGAACCGCCGGCAGGAGCAGCGAGCGACCUACACGCACAGUCAAACGGAGCCGCAGCAGAUCCACUACUCCCACGGCGACGGCCAGUACCCGGGCGGCGGCGUCGGCUCGGUCUCGGUGGCGACCAUGCCCUUUCACCCGGCGCUGCUGGAGCACUACCUGCCGCAGGUCCCGCCCACGCUGCGUCGGGUGGAGGACCAGGCCACGCCCACCUCUGUACCCGUCAGAGAGAGAGAGAGGGAACGAGAGAGGGAGCGCCCUCCUCCGUACAGCGAGGGAGAGGAGAGUGACGGGGGAGAGAGGAGCGAGGGGGAACUGGUGCUGCUGACGGACUGAACGGGGAGGGGUGGAGGAAAGGAAAGGAAAAUAGAGGUGAGGGAUGAGAGGGAAGCCGAGCUCCUUCAUAGACACGUCAUCAGCUGCUUUGUUUUAGAAUUCAUACUGAAGGUUUAUCGUUUAAUCCCUUCUUGUUUUCCUCCCAUGUUGACUUUUGUUGACCACCUCAUUGGAGGAGAGCUUCAGUAGUAUCCAUGUGUUCACCUGUUGGAAGGCUCUCUGUGGUUGAAGCAACAGGCCAGUGAUGGAGCUGCAUGUUAUCAGUAUGUCAGUACUGCCCCCUCCUGGUAAACGCUGCUUAUAACUCAAUGGAAAGGAGGAGGGGAGUUGAGAGGCUGUUGCUAAUUUAUUACAUGUAACCAAUUUAAGUCAGAUUGUCUGGAUACACAGUCUAAUUCAAAAUUGAUCUUGAGGAAAGAUUAAGGAGAAAGAAUGGAGGUUUAUUAUUGAAAUUCAGAGCAGCAGAGGCUGAGAUGUCCUGACUUUUAGUCCCCAGUGUGCUCCAAAAACACUGGAUCCUACACUUCCCAUAAUGCAACUGUUACAUUAGAACCUUCCCUUCCUGGUAAAUUUCAAACUUCAUACCACCAUUUUCUAACUCGGGCUUUAUAUCAAAGAACGUAUAUCGCCAAGAAGUGAAAGUCAGAUGUUCGUUCCAUUGCAACGUCGGCGCCCAGCAGCACAGCUACUCCUCCACCAUUUUGGACUGAAAGCGACUACCGGACGCCAGUAAAACGUCCGCCUAAAAAAUGCCGUACAAAAGUAAAACAAAAUUUCUAUUUUAUUGUCAUAUUCUACCGAAAUAACCUGUGUUGAACAAUAAAAUAUUAUAAAUAUAAUAAGCGUUUUCAGUCCAAAAUAGUGGCAGCGGCUGUCGUCAAACAAACACCGGAGUUUCCUCUCUUUGCUUUUAGUCCCCAGUAUGGUUCACUGGAUCCUACACUUCCCAUAAUGCAACUUCACACCAUGUUACAUUAAAACCUUCCCUUCCUGUUAAAUGUUGUUUCAAACUUGUAUCGGCAAGAAGUGAAAGUCAGUUGUUCGUUCCAUCGCAACGUCGGCGCCCAGCAGCAGAGCUACUCCUCUGCCAUUUUGGACUGAAAUCGACCACUGGACGCCAGUAAAACGUCCACCUAAUAAGUGCCGUACAAAAGUAAAACAAAAUUUCUAUUUUAUUGUCAUAUUCUACCAAAAUAACCUGUGUUGAACAAUAAAAUAUUAUAAAUAUAAUAAGCGUUUUCAGUCCUAAAUGGCGGUUGUCGUCAAACAAACACCGGAGUUUCCUCUCUUUGCUUCUAUACGGGAUCCUACACUUCCCAUAAUGCAACUUCACACAGUGUUACAUUAGAAUCUCCCCUUCCUGGUAAAUAUUGUCUCAAACUUCAUACCGUCAUUUUCCAACUCUGGCUUUAUAUCAAAGAACGUAUAUCACCAAGAAGUGAGAGUCAGUUGUUCGUUCCAUCGCAACGUCGGCGCCCAGCAGCAGAGCUACGCUUCUGCCAUUUUGGACUGAAAGCGACUACCGGACGCCAGUAAAACGUCCACCUAAAAAGUGCCGUACAAAAGUAUUUCUAUUCUAUUGUCGUAUUCUACCAAUUUACAAGUUUACAAUCAGCCAAUGACAUCAUCUUCAAGAAGCUGCAUCCCAGAUCAUGUACAGUAAAUUAACGACCCUCCUCUUCGUCGUCCUCCCUCAUCACCCUGUUUCAGUUGAGCUGUGCUGUGUUAUGCUGUAUUCGUGUGUCUAUCCUCUCCGUAGCACGGUGGGUUGACCUCAGCCUUACCUGUUGUUUUUUUUAUACCUCUGUGUUUGCUUCUUUGAGUGUUAAUUGAUUGUCGUGUUGAGCAUCUCCUUUCUGUGUAUCCAAAUGUCAGCUGUUAUUUUUUAUUUUAUUUUUUGCUGCUUUUGAGACGCAGCCUCCCGCAAACAUCCACAUACAGAAAUCAUCAUUUUCUUCUGGAAUUAGUUUCAUAUUUAAACGCUGAAAGUAAAACUACAUGCCAUUUCUUUUUAUUGCAGUGACAGAUCAAUUGGCCCGUUUAUUAGAAGCUCCAUCUGACUAAACUGUUGUCUUCUUAUUUCAUCUUUUAUUUCCCUGUUCCAUAGACAGACAUCCAACAAAUCAAUCACAUGUCACAUGGGAGCAGAAGCUGUUGUUUUAUUGUCAGGAUGUCCUCUCUCUAAUACUGUGGUGGCUACUACAGAGACGGAGACAAUGGUCAGUUAGUGGUUAUAUGAGGUGUUGACGGUGCUACCCAAAGUGAAAGAGAUGGAAAAACAAAAGGUUUGGGUGACUGAACCACUGGUCAACUUCAUGAGAACACAGAAACCAAAAUCAUCCGGUACGUCGACGGCUACGGUGCUCCGCACUAAUAAUUUAGCUUGCUUGAGUCCUAAAACCCGGAAAUGAGUUAGCAUUUUAGCACUUCCUGUUCCCUCGUUUGGAAGUCAAUGGGUUUUUAGUUAGAUGCCUGAAAUAAGGUCUGUGGUUAAAACAAGCUGAAGAGAUUUUAACGUUUUGUUCUACAACAUAAAAUACAUCAAUAAUUAAAUUUCUAGGAGGAGUUAGUUAAAGUAUAGUGCCUGGAAAUGGUAAAAUUCAAUUAAAAAUGGCCGACUUCCUGUUGGGUUUACGGUAUACCUCCAAGAGGCUUUUUUGUACGUCUCAACAUGUUACAUGUACCUGCCAAAUUUCAUACUUCUAGGUGAAACCACAACGAGGGGCUCAAAUUUAUCAAUUUUUUUUAGGGGGCGCUAUCGAGCCAUUUUGUCACAUCCGAAGAAAUGAUCCCAGAAAAUAUCACAUUUUUCACCAGUCCUGAUACAUGUGCCAAAUUUGUUCAGUGUCCGAGCACCUCUAGCUCCUCAAAAAUGUGAUUACUUUGCGUAAAUAAUAAUAAUAAUAAUAAUAAUAAACAAAGCAUUACAAUAGGGCCUCGCCGACCUUUGGUCAGUGCUCGGGCCCAAAAUAGCCCACUCAUUAAUUUUGAAACCUUUACGUGUCUUAUAAAAGGCGGUUGCUAACAAGAGGCUAAAUGAGACUACUGAACGUCAUCACGCCGACUCGUUCUCCUUUACAGCCUCGUUGUGUUAUAGUUUGUUUAUAGCCUAACGUUAGCUUUUUACUUCUGGCAAUAGCAUUCACGCAUCAAAAAUCAUAAUAGUGGUGUUCAUUAGUGGACAUUAUCUUGCUGAACAAAACGUGUAAAGUAUCAUAAACGUUUGUUUACCACAGAGCUUAUUUUUCUGCAAUAAUCCCAAACCCAAUGGAACAAUCCCGUUGGCUUUUUGUCGAGGGAACCAGGGCGAUGCUAUCUUCCUGGUUGGCCAACAAAAAUAUCCCUGGAGCACUCGAUGCAUAACCUCAACCAUCUCGCAAAAUUUGCGGCAAAUCUGCGGCAUUUUUCAGUCCGUAAUAAUCCAUUUAGUCGUAUAUUGUUUUUUACCUCAUCAUUUUAUAACAUGUCUGAGGAAAAGCAUGUUGUGUACACGACUUCCCGUGUUCUAAACACAAACUCACGAGUUUCAUUUGAAGGCACCAAAGGUCUCAUGGUGGUACACCGGAAGGAGCGGGGCUCAGCUUCUCUAUACCAAGUGAAGGUGAAGUUUUGGAGGCUGUGUGCAUCCCAAAAAUCACCGUCAGCGGAUGAAUAUGAGGUUGCAUUAAAUAAAAUAGUGCCAAACCUGUUACCUUUGGCUAGCACUUGUGAGCACAUGGAUAGUUUUGGCGUCUUUGUUCUCAUCACUCAAUAACCACACUGACCAACAGGACAAUUUAACACAAACUUAAAUAAACACCGGGGUCAAUCCACUUGGAGCUAACCGCAAGGAUGACAAAUCAAAAUGUGGGGAAAAGACACAUUUCAGGCGUCGGGGGUCCGGGGGGUCGGGGCUCAUCCUUUCCAAUCAGGGCUGUGUAGAGUAAAGAUGCUGGCUUUUUGUGCACAGAGACGGAUAUCAGAGGAAAACAAUGUUUAUCUUAUUUUAGCGGAGACACGCUGAGGGAGGAGUCACCUGUCGUUACCCCUGCUGAUGUAAAUAUAGAAAGAGACUUUAUUUUGUUUAUAAGAGCCUGUGUAAUUUAAAGGUGUACGUUUCUUUAUGUUUUCAGAGUUUUGUGUUGUUGUUGUUUUUUUUUCUUGAAAGACAAUAAAUUGGUUGUGCUAA